UUUCUCCGUAAAGCUUGACUGGUAAAUGGGUAUUAUUUACUUGAAACUCAAACAAACAAGCAUCAAGCAUCUGUCAAAUCGAUAUCGAUAUCAGGAAACAGGGAUAUCACCAGGCGGAUAUUCAAAAAGAAGAACGAAAAUACUUCUAGUGCUAAUUUGAUGGCCGAUCGAGCAAUGCUGUGAAGGUGUGGAUCAAGCUGAUUCUAUUGCUGUUCCAUCCCCAGCUACAGCUGCUGUUGUGGGCUCCACCAAAAGCGUCUCUGGAAAAAACAGCUGCAUUCUUCUGCUUACAGCUGCCGUUAACCAGCAUGUACCCGCGUUUAUGUGUCAGGUCGGAGCAAAACCAGCAUAGCUGUGGCUGUUUCUCCUCGAAAAUACCACAAGGACACGUGAAGUCGUACUAUGUGUGGUGCAUUAUUGCCAAUUUCUUCAUAAGCGAAAAUUGGGAUGCUGAAUUCAGUGGUGUAUGGCGAUGAAUUUUUAUAAAAGUGGCUGUUAAAAG
Ascoidea rubescens DSM 1968 is the source of this 502-nucleotide messenger RNA. RefSeq lists its product as uncharacterized. The record is from RefSeq and is a predicted model, not a curated record. NCBI's taxonomy places the organism in Eukaryota, Fungi, Ascomycota, Saccharomycetes, Ascoideales, Ascoideaceae. The transcript has 2 exons. The coding region runs from base 309 to 476 and encodes 55 amino acids.